AUGCCUCUGCCAAAGCUCAGUCCGCUGCAAUCGCGGCUGGCUGCAUCUCUCAUGGGAUCGAUCAUGCUACUGGUAUUAUAUCUGACUUUCUCAUCCUCUCACUUCGCAUACGCCGCCGACGUUGAUUCGAUACGACCGGAAGAUCAUAAUCACGAGAGGUUAAUGGAUAUGAACAUGUUGGAGCUCGAUAGUGAAGAUGAGGAUAUAAAACUAAGAGCCGAAGGAUACGAGGCAGAAUUUGUAGGAUUUGAUCGGAGCUUGAUUGGAAGGGUUGCAUCGGAGAAUGAUCCCACUCCGUUACUCAACAAUCGCGCGGUCACGACAAACAUUGAACAAGGACAAACGAUGGCUUUUUCGUUCCUGAACUCCUCAUUGUGGGGAGAACUUUCCCCACAGGCAAGCGGUCUGCCUUCUCCUGUUAGGCUUCGGAAAAGAAAUACCGAGUUCGUUGGUCAUAUGGGAGAGGAGGAUCUCGAGAUUUCGGAUGCUGAGUUUCUUGUGGUCGAAGACGGAGAGCAGAAUCUGUUCGAAGAUAGGGAAACAAAUUCCACCAUACGGCCUCGACAAUCGAGCUCCGUGAGUACUAGAACGCUAUAUAUUACGGUCAAUACCUGCACACAACCCGAAGCUAAAGGAGCAAACUUGGAGGCGCCCUCGCAGCUUGGUCUCUACAUAUCACAGUCCGAAAAAAACAAGAAUCCCGGGCCCGGACAAGACGAUAGCUUACAACAGACCUACAAGUUGGAUGGCGGAGCCGCAAUAAUCACCUUGAAUGCUACUGGGGAUGUCUACAUGGGGUUGUCCGGCUCAAAUCUGACCGGAGACUACACAGGCGCGUGGAACGCGCAGAUUGCUGCUUCCAUCGAUGCGCCCUACCAUUAUUACAAUAGCGAUGAAUCCAAUCUCGUCCUUGUGGAUAGCGACAGCGGGUCGGCUCUCCUAGUCACCAACGACCUGACCACGGAUAAUGGUUCGGUAUACGAUGAAUGGGUUAAUCUGACACCACCUUUUACCAUGUUCGCCAGCAAAACGGCCAAUUCUUCCAUGACAGGCUUGCAAUAUUCAUAUUGCGGAUUGGAGAAGAAGGCCGAAAUAGCAGGAACUAUUGAUGGAGGUAAGAGUACCGGCAAGAUUCAAGUGUCGAUGACUACUAGAGGGGAAGGUGAUUAUCCCAAGCAGCAAUUAUACCUCGAUGGGUUGACUGCUGGCACAUCUUACUAUGGAAUUCUCGCAAUGAACGGGAACGCAACUGCACUUGGACGCGAGGGAGUAGGUGGUGGUGGACAAGUAUGGAAAUCCGUGACUUUUUCGACAACCUCAGCUGAUAAUUGCGCCCUCGUGUACAAUCUCACAUUCUGCGACCAGGUCGCCUAUGCAGUUCCAUCAAAUCCCAACACAUUUCCAAACACUUCCGCGCUUGCGGAAUGGUAUGAUAAUUCAACUUACCAGUCUUACAAGUACUUCAAAAAAGCUUUAGCGCAGAUUCCUUGCAACACUACUUCGUCAGCUCAGUACUCGCUCGCUCAGAAUUGCACUACUUGUGAUGCUGCAUAUAAAGCCUGGCUCUGUUCGGUUACCAUACCAAGAUGUACUGAAUUUUCAUCUGAUCUCCCAUGGUUGCAGGAACGUGGUAUGGGACAGCCCUUUCCAAAUCAAACAAUGCUUAGCCCUGAGCUUGUCAGCCUAGCAAAUUCUUCGCUGCCUAUUAACGGUUCUCGGAAUCUAAACAUUGAUACGGUGGUCCAGCCAGGGCCUUAUAAGGAAAUCUUACCCUGUGAGGAUUUAUGCUAUGGAAUUGUCCGUGCCUGCCCGGCAAUCAUGGGCUUCGCGUGCCCUACCUCAGGAGAUACAGGUUUCGAUUCAAGUUAUGGCAUGCGGAGAACGGCAAAUGAAAGCGGGCAAGUUACGUGCAAUUAUCCCGGUGCCGCGCACGAUCAGUCGGUUGGGAGUAGGAGCUCGAUAUCGCAAACAAUGGCAUUUGGAGCGGCAAUGUUGAGUACGGUAUUCAUGUUGAGUGGCAUCUGA
Messenger RNA from Sclerotinia borealis F-4128, 2025 nucleotides. The record is from the annotation of a GenBank genome assembly. Lineage: Eukaryota; Fungi; Ascomycota; Leotiomycetes; Helotiales; Sclerotiniaceae.